AUGGCUGAUCCUGAAUCUUUUAAAGUUAUCAUAGCUGGUGGAGGCAUUGCCGGCUUGACCUUGGCUCAUGCUUUGGAGAAGGCCGGCGUUGACUUUCUUCUGCUCGAAAAAAGAGAAAUUGCUCCUCAAACCGGGGCCUCUAUCAUUAUACAAUGCCACACUGCGAGGAUAUUGGAGCAGCUGGGUAUUUGGAAAGAAAUAUGCGCGGCAACGUUUUCGCUCACGGGUCGCCUUCAUUUCGAUGAACGUGGAAAUCUAUUUCACAGUUCACCUAUUUUCGAGCAUGUCGAGAAAGCAACUGGGCGGCCGAUCGUGCUUAUAGAACGCCGCUUCUGUCUUGAUACUCUAUAUAACGGUCUUAAGGACAAGUCGCGAAUUCUCACGAACACCGGCGUAGCGUCAUUUUGGGAAGACGAGCACGGCUUAACAGUCUUAACCGACCGCGGGGAUAGCAUCAGGGGUAGUAUUCUCGUAGCAGCCGAUGGUGUUCAUAGCACAAUCCGCGGUCUCUUAGCUAGCGCAGUAUCCAAUACCGACCCUGAGAGAUGCCAAUAUCUUACCAAAGGGUUCACUUCUGGCUAUAGGGCAGUUUUUGGUACGUCGGCAAACGGGACAAGAGAUGGUUUGACGAGGCCACUACUACCGGAAGGAAUAGUUCACCAUGCUUAUUACAGGAAUAUUUCAGGAAUCACAGCAGCAGGGGCAAAGGGGCUACUUUUUUGGUUCCUGUUCAUAAAGGAAGAAAAAUCCUCGACAACGUCCGACUGCCCGCGGUACACAGAGACCGACGCUAUAGCAACUAUUGAGAAGUAUGGAAACCUAUCUGCCUGUCCAGGGUACACAUUCCGCGACCUAUGGGAAGCUAGAUCUCACGGAGGAAUGGUUUCCAUGGAAGAAGGGGUUAUUCAGGGGCCUUGGAACAAUGGCGGUCGUGUUGUACUUGUUGGAGACUCCAUAUGCAAGACGACCAUCAAUUCCGGUUUUGGAGGCAACCUGGCUAUUGAAGGGGUCUGCAAUCUCGUUAACGGGCUAGUGUCAUUGCUGCAAAGAAAUCAAACGCCCUCAACCAAAGAUAUCGUAGCUACCUUUGAUAGAUACGAGCAAGUACAACGUCCUCGGGCCGAUGUUUCUGUAAAGAUAUCACACUCCACCACGCGAUACGAGUCAAUGGACUCACUUUGGUUACGAUUCUUGCGGUGGCUUUCACCUUGGAUCCCUCUAAGCUACCAGGUUAAGAGCUUUCUAAGUUAUAUGGAUCCAGCGCCUAUUUUACAAUUUCUACCAGAUUCCGAACCGGGCAGACCUUGA
Molecule: messenger RNA, 1308 nt
Organism: Daldinia childiae
Lineage: Eukaryota; Fungi; Ascomycota; Sordariomycetes; Xylariales; Hypoxylaceae
Exons: 3
Coding region: 1-1308 (435 amino acids)
Molecular function (GO): FAD binding
Source: RefSeq, a predicted model, not a curated record